AUGGGUGGUAUGGGACAAAUGGGUGGUAUGGGACAAAUGGGAGGUAUGGGACCAAUGGGUGGUGGAAUGGGACAAAUGGGUGGUAUGGGACAAAUGGGAGGUAUGGGGGGACCAAUGGGAGGAAUGGGGGGAAUGGGCGGACCUAUGGGAGGAAUGGGCGGACCUAUGGUUGGAAUGGGAGGACCUAUGGGUGAAAUGGGAGGAUCUAUGGGUGGAAUGGGAGGAAUGGGGGGACCUAUGGGAGGUAUGGGAGGCCCUAUGGUCGGAAUGGGAGGCUCUAUGGGCGGAAUGGGUGAACUUAUGGGAGGAAUGGGACAAAUGGGAGGAGGUAUGGGACAAAUGGGAGGAAGUAUGGGACAAAUGGAAGGAAGUAUGGGACAAAUGGGCGGUGGUAUGGGACAAAUGGGUAAUGGAAUGGGAGGAGGCAUUGGCUCCAUGGGACCAAAUCAGAACUCCACUGGAUAA
Messenger RNA from Aethina tumida (small hive beetle), 465 nucleotides. RefSeq lists its product as uncharacterized. Bases 1 to 465 code for a protein of 154 amino acids. The transcript has a single exon. Lineage: Eukaryota; Metazoa; Arthropoda; Insecta; Coleoptera; Nitidulidae. The record is from RefSeq and is a predicted model, not a curated record.